GCGAGCGGCGCCAGGCACGGCCCGGCCCGGCGCGAUCCCAGCCGUUGCGUCCGGGAGCUCCGAGCCGGUGCGGAGCCGCCGAAAGACCUCUGUCCCCUUGUGCCGUCCUGUUCCGCUGGGCAGCGCUCCUGGCGCCUGGGGGAAGCGAUCCCGAAACCCUGCGGCUUCUCCCUGCCUGGUGUCCCCGGCCCGGGAGUGAUCCCGCGGAUGAGUGAUCUUAUGCACUUCCUCCAGAACUGUUUCCACUGGUAGAAUUUCAUCGGAUCCCUUAUUUUGACUUGGUAUUUCAAGUCUAUUCAUGAGGAAUUAGCAAAAAUGAAUAAGAGAAUAAGUUAUUUGUUAAAUACUGUUAGAUACCUGCAUAGGUACAGUUCUGUGUUGACUCCCAGAUCUUCAGCCACAACAAGAAAACACAUUUUAUGGAUUAGCAGAUACAGGGAUCCCUUGGGAAAUGUGAACUUCAGGGAGUUAUUUUUAAAUAUUUUUCCUUCUCUGCAUGGAUCAUCACUUCGAUUUCUAUCUCAAAAGACGGAUGUGUUUAGCACAGGUGCAGAGGCUUUGGUGAGUGAGCAGGCUUCCCAGAGCUCCUUGGAAGCUGAAAAGUUGGAUGAUUCUGGGAGCUUCAAAGCGAAGCACGUAGUGGAUCAUGAUGACCCGUUCUUUAAUAGUCUCCGGAAAUGCACCUGUCCUUGCGAUGCGCUGGACUUGGCUUCCGAGUCUGCUGUCUCCAUCAAGCAUUACACAAACUGUUUAACCACUGCAUGGAGACUCUUCAAACACAUGUCGGAGGAGCAGCAGCGCUACGAGAAGCAGCUGAUCUUUGAGCACCCGGCCUUUGCCAAGCUGUGCCAGCAGCUGCUGCGGGACUCCCGCAGGAUGACGCGCGGGGACCUGGUGUUCAGCCUGCACGCCGUGGUGAACCUCGGGGUGCCCCAGAACACGCUCCUGGUCCAGACUUUGCUGAGAGUGUGCCAAGAGAAGCUCAAUCAACUCGAUAACCGAUGUGUCUCCGUUUUGGCAACUACUUUAUCAGGGAUGGAUAAAGACAAGAAUGUUACUAGUGGAGCAGCGCAUUUCAAGUAUCAAAGACAUCUUUAUUCUGCAAAACCUGAUGAAAUGCAUGGGAAAAGAUGUUCCGGUUUUUCUGAAAAAGAAAUUAGAG
Messenger RNA from Lepidothrix coronata (blue-crowned manakin), 1162 nucleotides. Its product is annotated as FAST kinase domain-containing protein 2, mitochondrial-like. The transcript is spliced from 4 exons. The record is from RefSeq and is a predicted model, not a curated record. The annotation marks the transcript as partial. NCBI's taxonomy places the organism in Eukaryota, Metazoa, Chordata, Aves, Passeriformes, Pipridae.